CUCCCAAAUUUACUUACGUAACCGAUGAUCGGUAUCAAGUUUGAGGAAUCUGCUACUGCUGCUGCAUCUUUGUCUCUUGCUUAAACCCUCGAACCACAACGCUUUGAAGUGAUCGAAAAUCAGUAAUCAAAGAGAUGGAUGAAGAAUUGCUCGAACUUCAAAGGCAAUUUGAAUCUGCUCAACAAGCUAAAUCAAGCAUUCGUUUAUCAGAACGAAACGUCGUUGAAUUGGUUCAAAAGCUCCGACAACUCAAUAUAAUCGACUUCGAUCUCCUCCACACUGUAUCCGGCAAAGAGUACAUCACUCCAGAGCAUCUAAGGAUUGAGAUUGUCUCAGAGAUAAAGAAAUUAGGGCGUGUAUCGUUGAUUGAUCUUGCGGAUAUUGUUGGUGUUGAUUUGUAUCAUGUGGAGAAACAAGCACAGAUUGUUGUAGCUGAUGAUUCGUUGCUGAUGUUGAUCAAUGGUGAAAUAAUAUCGGAUUGGUAUUGGAAUAAUGUUUGUGAGGAGAUUAACGAUCGGCUGCAAGAAUGCAGCCAGAUUGCGCUUGCUGAGAUUGCGGCUCAGUUGCAAGUUGGUUCGGAGUUGCUUGUGACCGUGUUGGAACCUCGACUUGGCACCCGGAUAAAAGGUAGACUUGAAGGUGGACAACUGUACACACCAGCAUAUGUUGCACGCGUUAAUGCAAUGGUCCGUGGGGCUGCUAGGGGUAUCACUGUACCUAUGAACUUGUCAGCAUUGUGGGGGUCGUUACAGUUAUUACUACAAGAAAUGGAUGGUGCAAGCGGUGUGGCUGUUGAAGGAUCAUUUUUCCAAUCAAUGUUCAAUGGGUUGGUGAAGGAAGGGCAAGUUCUUGGAUCAGUUCGUGCUGGAGUUCACUGGACACCCAGUGUGUUUGCCAUUGCUCAAAAGGAAUGCGUGGAUUCUUUCUUUUCACAGAACUCUGUUGUCAGCUAUGAAGCUCUGCAUAAACUUGGAAUUACACAACCCAUUCAGUUUCUGCAGUCCAGGUAUCCUGAAGGUAUACCCUUGGUUACUUUAUUUGUUCACCCAUCGACUGUUGAGAUGCUGGAUGCUGCUGUAGAGGAUGCCAUAGAACGUGGUAGCUGGAUUGAUUCGCUUUCGGUUUUACCAGCAUCCUUUGGUCCACAGGAUGCACAUAAGAUGCUGUCUCUUUGUCCAUCUGUACAGACGACACUUAAAGCUAAUAAAGCUCUCAUUUUGGGGGACUCAUAUGUUUUCAGCACUGGAUUUGUCAAGGAUCUGUAUGAACGUAUGGAGAAAGAUUUGGAUACCAUUAAUUUUUCUGGGCCAUCUAGCACUGGACUUGCUGAUGACUGGCAUGUCACCAAAGUUGCUAAAUCAGGACAGGAAACAAGUGGUGCUCCGGCUGAUUUCAAUGACACAAGUAGUGAAAGUGGUUCUAACAAACAAGCAGCAGAUAGAGGAUCAAAGAGAAAAAAGGGGAAACCCAACAUAAAUUCAAAGGCAGGUGCAGUUGAUAACAGUUCAGAUAAUCAAGAACCUGUUCCUGCUAAAUCAAAGAAAAACCAGAGAAAAGGCAAGGUUGCAUCUUCGUCACUUGGGCCUGACUCGAAAUCAAAUGCCAAGAAAGAUGUUGAUAAAAUAAAAGAGGAAAGCCUUGGUAUUUUUUCAGAAGAAGAACUAUGUCAAAAGAUAACUGAACUUGUUCCAGACUUUGAAGAACAAGGCAUUGAUUCGGAGACAGUUCUUGUACCCUUAGCUAGUCAUUUACGACCCAUGCUGCUCAAUGCAUGGAACGAGAGAAGAAAGGCUGCAUUAACAGAUAAUGGACAAAAAAUUAAACGUCUGCUUGAUAAUUUGCAAAAGAAACUUGAUGAGUCAUCACUAAAUAUGCAGUUAUACGAGAAAGGUCUAGAUUUGUUUGAAGACAACCCAUCAACCUUGGCGCUUUUGCACCGACAUUUACUAAGAACUACAGCUGCCCCUAUGGUAGACAUGCUCUUAUCAAAUAUGGAUAUGCUCAAUAAGCUGAAAAAUGGUUUAGACAUUCAAGACACUGACAAUCCAGAAUCGAUUUCGCUUACCUCUGGGGACCGAAUUGCUCUGGCAAAGAAAUUUGACGGACCUCUAUCUGUAAAGGCUAUUGCAGUUAUUGAAGCUUUGGAAGGAAAGCAUGUUGAAGCAUACAUGACAACACUAAGAGCACUUGCAGAUGAGUGUGGGUUAACCGUGAAAAAGCUUGACAAGAAAUUGGAAAGAACUCUUCUCCAUUCGUAUCGCAAGGAUUUGUCAGCUCAGGUUUCUGCUGAAACUGAUCCCGUCGCCAUUCUGCCUAAAGUUGUUUCUCUACUUUAUAUACAGUUUUACGCAAGAGCUCUUCAAGCACCGGGGAGGACUAUUUCAGUUGCAAUUUCUAAAUUGAAGGAUAAACUAGAUGAUUCAGCAUACAAAACUCUAGAAGAGUACCAUGCUGCAACAGUGACACUUUUGACCCUAAUAUCAGCAUCAACGGGCGAUGAAGAAGAUUGUACAUCGGACAGAACUUUGAGCAAAAAGGAGCUCCUGGAGAGGUUAAUGCCCGCUUUGAAAGCCCUAGUCUCUCGGCCUUCACAAUAGCUUCUUCAUCAAAGAACCCAAAAUGGAUCUUGAUACGACAAAAAACAGGUAGAAAGGAACGUCAAACUAACGUUUUUUCUCUAGAGUUUUGGUGGUUAUUUAUUAAUGGGUAACGCCAUUUGGAGUCUUGUCGUCGAUGCAAAAAUAGAUGAAUUUAUGGAGUUGGAAAACCUCAUUGACGUGAAUUUAGAAGUAAGAUCAAACACAAAUACAGGAGAGAUGGUUUCACAAAACCCAUAAACCACUUGGAAAAUAAACCUCUCUUUUGUGUUAGAUUCGUGUUUCCAUGUUCUUUUUUUCAUUUUGAUGACAUUUUUCAAUCAUUCCUUGGAAGGA
Messenger RNA from Cynara cardunculus var. scolymus (artichoke), 2933 nucleotides. RefSeq names its product E3 UFM1-protein ligase 1 homolog. Gene Ontology annotation, cellular component: endoplasmic reticulum membrane. The record is from RefSeq and is a predicted model, not a curated record. The transcript has 20 exons. Bases 135 to 2597 code for a protein of 820 amino acids. Gene Ontology annotation, molecular function: UFM1 ligase activity. Lineage: Eukaryota; Viridiplantae; Streptophyta; Magnoliopsida; Asterales; Asteraceae. Gene Ontology annotation, biological process: protein K69-linked ufmylation; response to endoplasmic reticulum stress; regulation of proteasomal ubiquitin-dependent protein catabolic process.